CACCUGAGGCUGAGCCACCAGAACUGGGAGCCUCGUGAGUCCAGGAUUCAGACACCAUGAAGGUCCUCGUUGUGCUCAUGUGCCUCCUCGGCUUAAGCCUCUGCUUACCAGCUCUGAAUGAACGUCCUCGCCUGGCGCGCUCUUCCAGUGGGGAGAAAUAUGGCCGAAGAUAUGUUCCUUACCAGCCAUACCAGCCUUACCAGCCGUACCAGCCAUAUUACCCCAUGCCACCUCCCAGCACCGGAGUGAAUCCAAUGAGCAUUCUGCCACUUCUGCUGCGCCGCUUCUUGACCACCACGACUCCCACCACCACGACCACCACCACGCCAACCACAACAACCACAACAACCACAACAACAGCCAAGCCCGCCGUUCGUUAAGAUGCCCCUCAGUCCGACUCAGCGCCAUCUUGUGUCCGCACAUUUAAACGCCAUCUUCAUGUUGGCUCUUUUUCUUGUCUGUCUCUUCAGCAGCUUAAUAAAAUAAAACUCUUGCUCACGCA
This is a messenger RNA of Polypterus senegalus (gray bichir), 502 nucleotides long. Its product is annotated as salivary glue protein Sgs-3-like. Bases 57 to 380 code for a protein of 107 amino acids. The transcript has 4 exons. The record is from RefSeq and is a predicted model, not a curated record. Lineage: Eukaryota; Metazoa; Chordata; Cladistia; Polypteriformes; Polypteridae.